Messenger RNA from Cryptosporidium muris RN66, 1371 nucleotides. RefSeq names its product choline/ethanolamine kinase family protein. The record is from RefSeq and is a predicted model, not a curated record. The coding region runs from base 25 to 1371 and encodes 448 amino acids. Lineage: Eukaryota; Apicomplexa; Conoidasida; Eucoccidiorida; Cryptosporidiidae. Gene Ontology annotation, biological process: phosphatidylethanolamine biosynthetic process. The transcript has a single exon. Gene Ontology annotation, cellular component: cytoplasm. Gene Ontology annotation, molecular function: ethanolamine kinase activity.
UAACACUUUAUGGACAAGUUUUGAAUGACUGUUAAUAAUUUAAGUUUAACAGGUAAUGUUGAAAGUAUAGUCUUAUUUCUAAUUUUUCGCAAUACUAUCCAAUAUUUCUUUCUAGGUACUGAAAAUCUAAACAAAUAUGAAGGAGCUACAAUUGAGUCUAACUUUUGGCUGAAUAAUGCAAAAGAUAUAUGUUGGAAAUUAUUGGAAACAGAAUUUUGUUCAUGCUGUUCAAGUAAUUCUUGUUUAGAGACAGAAAUGAUCACAGGUGGACUAUCAAACAAAUUGGUGAAAGUGUGGGCUAAAAAGAACUCAUUUUGUAAUGUAACAAGGCAAAAAAAUAUAGGUAAAUUGGAUAAAAUCUACUCUGUUAGAUUUUACAGUAAAGAAAGACAUCUAUUUGUUGAUGAAAAGAGAGACCAAUUAAUACAGAAACUUCUUUCAGAUUUUGAAAUGAGCAAGCAAGUAAUGUCUUAUUUUUCUGGUGGACAAAUAGAAGAGUAUAUUCAUGGUCAUUCUCUUUCUGUAGAACAAAUUAGACAGAAAUCGAUUUAUCUAAAAGUAUCUGAGAACCUGGCAAAACUACACUCAAUUCCUAUACAUGAAGCAAUAAGUGAACAAAUUCGCAGACAAUUUGGUGAAAUUGAAGAUAAGACUGACUCUCCAAUAUCUAUAUUAUGGCCAACUAUGAGUGUAUGGAUAGAUAGGGCAGAAAUCAUUGUGAAAAGUAGCGAUAAUCACCCUUGUUUAAACAUUAACUUCAAGGAGCUGCGUGGUAUUUUAAAAAAUAUCCACCUUUUUUUACAAAGAGAUAUUGGCUCUAUUUGCUGUAGCCCUAUAGUUAUUUGUCACUGCGACCUACUACCAGGGAAUAUUAUUUCUACAGAUGAAGGCAAUCUUAAAUUUAUUGAUUACGAAUUCGCAGGAACAGCUGAGUGUGCAUUUGAUAUUGCAAAUUAUUUCUGUGAGUGGGCAGGUUUUCUUUGUGAUUGGAAAUACCUUCCAACAGAAAGUGAGCAGCGAGAAUUUGUUUAUAACUAUUUAAGAUACCUACUUCUACCACCAGAUUCGAUAAUAUAUACUGAGAAUCUAGUUAAGAAGUUAAACGUUCAAAAUAACGAUCGCGAUACGGAAAAUAUAUGCCUUCACAUAGGAACAGGGAUUGAAAUAACAGAUCAGAUGGUUGACUGUAUGGUAUCAACAGUUCAAUUGUAUAUGCUGGUCUCCAAUAUAUUCUGGGGUUUAUGGGGAAUUUGUAAAUCAGAAGUUGUAUCAGGUGACUUUGAUUAUGGAACAUAUGCAUUAAAGAGACUCUCUUCAAUAUAUGGUACUGAAUUCCAGCAUGCUAUUAAUAAAAUAGUCAAGUUAAUAUAA